This is a messenger RNA of Kockovaella imperatae, 1719 nucleotides long. Its product is annotated as thioredoxin-like protein. NCBI's taxonomy places the organism in Eukaryota, Fungi, Basidiomycota, Tremellomycetes, Tremellales, Cuniculitremaceae. The coding region runs from base 1 to 1719 and encodes 572 amino acids. The transcript is spliced from 14 exons. The record is from RefSeq and is a predicted model, not a curated record. Gene Ontology annotation, molecular function: protein disulfide isomerase activity. Gene Ontology annotation, cellular component: endoplasmic reticulum.
AUGGUCUCACUACGAGGAUUGACGCUUUCGCUCCUUCUCGCAGUCAACGUAUGGGCGGCGCCUGCGGUUGAUGUGGAUCUCGAGCUCCGACAGCUGACGGAAGACAAUUUUCGUGCCAGUACCGCGAGAGGUUUAUGGCUGGUGGAGCACUAUUCACCGAAAUGCAAUCGUGGGCACUGUCGUGCCUUUGCGCCGACCUGGCAGAGGCUUGCAAAACGGUUUCAACAUCUCGAGAGGUUGUCAGGAACAUACAUGGCUCAGGUCAACUGUCUAGCUCAAGGAGACCUGUGUAACAGAAAUGAAAUUAAAUAUUACCCUCAACUCGUUCUAUACUCUGAUGGGACGGCUUUAUCCUCAUAUACUGGAGAUCGAAGUUUUGAGGAUCUAUCCCGAUUCAUCGAACAACAUUCUGCGACCUACGUCCAGGAUCAUCUAAAGGCGACUGAGACCGGCUCUGAACAAAAUUCUUCAGCAAGUUCUCAUAAUCAAGACGGCAAAGUCGUUGAAACGGAUGGCGAUGGCUUGGUCGCUUUAAAGAGUGCAGGGCCUGUCCUCGUAGACUUUUACGCUCCGUGGUGUCCACACUGCAAGCAACUUAGACCAAUCUAUGAAGAGCUGGCAACGGAGCUCAGGGGCAAGAUGAACAUUGCCGCCAUUAAUUGUGACGCACAUCCUGCGUUGUGCAAAGAAUACGGAAUCAAGGGAUUCCCAACCAUACGACUCUUCGAUGGCGCGACUUCAAAGGACAUGACGGGAGCAAGGACACUUGCAAAGAUGAAGGAAUUUGCGCUCAAAUCUGUCAAAACGAACGCGGUCACUCCGAUUAUGGCUCAAGACUUUGAUGAGAUUCUCAAAUCUCAAGAUGUCUUCUUCCUCUAUCUUCAAAACUUCGACAGCGCUCUGUCAGAUACCGCGAAUGUCAAGAGCGCCCUGGCGCCGAUCGCCAGUACUCAUCCUUUAUACACCUCUUCUGAUCCCGAAUUGUACAAGCAAUUACACAUCGCCAAUCCUCCUCCCACCUCAAGCCUUCUGGCUUUCUCAGCACAGGAUCCUUAUCCAGUCGGCAGUCUUGCAUUCCCCGCUGACAGGGAUGCGAUAGAUCGUUUCAUCGCUGGGCACAAACUUCCGACCCUGGUGCAAUUGACGACCUCCAAUUUUAACGAUCUGCUCAAGUCCCAGUCACACUCCGUGGUGGUUCUUGGUGCACUGCAUGGAGGCUCGGACGGAGAGGCGGAAAAGAAGAAGCUGUACGAGAUUGCUCGAGCUUGGAGACGGGGAGGACGUCGAUUCUCCUCCCCUGUACAAUUCGUUUGGGCUGAAUCCGGCAAAUGGGCAGGAUGGUUGAGGUCAUCAUUCAAAGUCAAACGACAGGAUCUACCUGCUAUCGUGAUCAUCGACCCGAGUACCUACGAGUAUUACGACACCACGAUCGAAGGCAACAGGGUACUGUUUGAGGGUGCCUCUGUCUUCUCCGUCCUUGAAGGCUUCUAUCAGCACUUCUUGAGGCCUCGUCCGAUCGAGACUACCUUUGAGUGGGGAUCCAGAAGCGCGACAAUGACUUUGAUCAGCCUGGGCCACCUGGGCGCAGACAACAAGUUUUUGGCGUUCUUAUUUGUGGUUGGGGGGGUGGGGCUGUUCAUCUUUCUGCUUCAAAAGUGUAUUCCUAGGGAUGCUCGAGAAGGGCACAAGGAUCAUCACAAUAGACCACGUCUAGAUUGA